Molecule: messenger RNA, 1135 nt
Organism: Equus quagga
Lineage: Eukaryota; Metazoa; Chordata; Mammalia; Perissodactyla; Equidae
Gene: COPS6
Product: COP9 signalosome subunit 6
Exons: 10
Coding region: 38-1012 (324 amino acids)
Biological process (GO): protein deneddylation
Cellular component (GO): COP9 signalosome
Molecular function (GO): metallopeptidase activity; protein binding
Source: RefSeq, a predicted model, not a curated record
GGGGGGGGCGGGGCCGAGGCUGGCGGGCGCGGGGAAAAUGGCGUCGGCGGGGGUUGCGACGAACGGGACCGGAGGGAGCAGCGGGAUGGAGGUGGAUGCAGCAGUAGUCCCAAGCGUGAUGGCCUCCGGGGUGACUGGCAGUGUUUCAGUCGCUCUUCAUCCCCUCGUCAUUCUCAACAUCUCAGACCAUUGGAUUCGCAUGCGCUCCCAGGAGGGGCGGCCCAUGCAGGUGAUUGGGGCUCUGAUCGGGAAGCAAGAGGGCCGAAAUAUCGAGGUGAUGAACUCCUUUGAGCUGCUGUCCCACACCGUGGAAGAGAAGAUUAUCAUUGACAAGGAAUAUUAUUACACCAAGGAGGAGCAGUUUAAACAGGUAUUCAAGGAAUUGGAGUUUCUGGGUUGGUAUACUACAGGGGGGCCGCCGGACCCCUCCGACAUCCACGUCCAUAAGCAGGUGUGCGAGAUCAUCGAGAGCCCCCUCUUUCUUAAGCUGAACCCUAUGACCAAGCACACAGAUCUUCCCGUCAGCGUUUUUGAGUCUGUCAUCGAUAUAAUCAAUGGAGAGGCCACAAUGCUGUUUGCUGAGCUGACCUACACUCUGGCGACAGAGGAAGCAGAACGCAUUGGUGUAGACCACGUGGCCCGAAUGACAGCAACAGGCAGUGGAGAGAACUCCACUGUAGCUGAACACCUGAUAGCACAGCACAGCGCCAUCAAGAUGCUGCAUAGCCGUGUCAAGCUCAUCUUGGAGUACGUCAAGGCCUCUGAAGCGGGAGAGGUCCCCUUUAAUCAUGAGAUCCUGCGGGAGGCCUAUGCGCUGUGUCACUGCCUCCCAGUGCUCAGCACAGACAAGUUCAAGACAGACUUUUACGAUCAAUGCAAUGACGUGGGGCUCAUGGCCUACCUUGGUACCAUCACCAAAACGUGCAACACCAUGAACCAGUUUGUGAACAAAUUUAACGUCCUCUAUGAUCGACAAGGCAUCGGCAGGCGGAUGCGGGGACUCUUCUUCUGAUGGGGUACUUGAAGGAAUGAUGCACAGGGGUCAGACAGUAGCUGUCCGGGAGGGGAGGGGUGCUGUACUUCCUUCACAGAAACCUGUCAUUAAUAAAAGGGGGAGCAGCCCCUCAGCACCCCU